Molecule: messenger RNA, 1050 nt
Organism: Penicillium canariense
Lineage: Eukaryota; Fungi; Ascomycota; Eurotiomycetes; Eurotiales; Aspergillaceae
Exons: 4
Coding region: 1-1050 (349 amino acids)
Source: RefSeq, a predicted model, not a curated record
AUGCCACUGGAUACGAUAUACCUUACUCGCCAUGGGCACCGGCUUAACUGGACCAUUGACGUGCGCACCGGCACCUACAAAUCCCAGUUCCCGACGCCAACGGGCAAUCCAGCAGAUCCAGCACUGACAUCGCACGGUGUUCGUCAGUCACAUGAACUUGCAGUACAUAUUGCCGGCCCGGAUUUCCACCCGAAACCCUUUCGGGUCUACUCGAGUCCUUUCUACCGAUGUCUGCAAACCAUCCAGCCCUCGGUCGAGGAGCUCAGGAAGAAACACCACGAGUCCAAGUAUACCAGCAACAAUGGAUCUCUGCACGGUCAGAUAGACCCAGCUGCCGACUUGGAUGUCAGAAUUGAGAAUGGACUAGGAGAAUGGUUUGGCCCGACAACCUUCUUUAAUCACCCCUCUCACCCGGCACCAGACACAAUGCGCAUCCACUUCCCUUCACUUAUCCCAUCUUCCGCGGAAACAAAGUAUACACCCCUCCUGCAUCCCUCCACUCGCGGCGAGACCAUCGCCCAACUCCACAACCGUGUCGCCACCGCCCUGGAAGGGAUAAUCGCCGACGUAGACGCGGAAAUCACCACGCUUGAGGCGACCCUGCCCGCGGAGCAGCGCACGAGCAAGUCUAUCUUGAUCUGCGCGCACGCCGCCCCGCUCAUUGCCAUGGGUCGUGUUCUAACGGGGCAUAUGCCGGAAGAUAGCUCGGAGGAGGACUUUUAUGUGUUCACGGCUGGGUUGAGUACGUUCAAGCGAAGAGGGACUGCAGCUGAGAAGGAUGAGAGUGGUUCGCAGACUCUGUUGGCUGAGGGGACGAGGUUCGUUCGUUCUCGGGGCGUUCCUGCCUGGCAGGGCGGCCGUGGUGUUGGGGGUGGAUGGGACUGUGUCAAGAAUGGGGAUUGCCGUUUUUUGAGCGGCGGUGCUGAGCGUGGAUGGCAUUUUAACGGCGAGGAGUCUUUUGACACAGGUCCCAUGGCUGCGCUUUCUGAAAACACUGCUCCUUUAAGUUCAUCCGGAGUUGAGACGAAUAGAUCUGGAAUGAAGUUGUAA